Messenger RNA from Pseudocercospora fijiensis CIRAD86, 736 nucleotides. RefSeq lists its product as uncharacterized. The record is from RefSeq and is a predicted model, not a curated record. The transcript is spliced from 5 exons. Bases 49 to 498 code for a protein of 149 amino acids. Lineage: Eukaryota; Fungi; Ascomycota; Dothideomycetes; Mycosphaerellales; Mycosphaerellaceae. Gene Ontology annotation, molecular function: calcium ion binding.
GCUCGUGUCGAGAUCGCAGCAGAAUAUAACUCGGAGAAGAUCUUCACGAUGGAGAAGCUCAGUGCACAAGAGAAGGCCCAUUUCAAAGACGCAUUUGCACUUUUCGACAAGAACGGCGAUGGCGAGAUCUCGGCGGCGGAGCUUGGAGAAGUGAUGCGAUCUCUCGGGCUGAAGCCGACGGAUCAGGAGUUGCAAGAUAUGUUGCAGGAAGUCGAUGCAGACAAUAGUGGUAGUAUUGAUCUGAAUGAAUUCAUGACAAUGAUGUCGCACCGAGCAACGGAUGUCGACACAGAAGAAGAGCUUCGCCAGGCUUUCAAUGUUUUUGACCGCGACGGCAGUGGCACCAUCAGUGUCACUGAGCUUCGAGAUAUGCUUAAGGCGCUCGGUGACAACUUGACGGAUGCCGAGGUUGAUCAGAUUAUGAAGACUGCCGACACAGAUGGCGACAAGACGAUCAGCUUUGAAGAAUUCAAGAAGAUCAUGGAGGAUAGCACCUGAUGGUAUUACGAAUGAUGGGGGAAGAAGGCACCACUAUCUUUUGAAAAGCACAAUUUCGCUCAGAAUCGAACAACAGUCAACUCACGAACGACAGUGGAGGGUCAUGGUAACGACCCGAGUACAGAACAUCCUUGGGAGAAGGCGACAGAUCGUCGAUACCCAGAUUGAAUGAUUUUUUGAAGGAUCUUGCAUGUCUUACUAUGUACUCUUGGUAUGGUCGCGUAUCACUUUUCCAACC